Molecule: messenger RNA, 269 nt
Organism: Aspergillus pseudotamarii
Lineage: Eukaryota; Fungi; Ascomycota; Eurotiomycetes; Eurotiales; Aspergillaceae
Exons: 1
Coding region: 59-235 (58 amino acids)
Source: RefSeq, a predicted model, not a curated record
UAUCAUCUCACUAAGUCACACUAAACCAGACUUCUGGAAAGCUGAUCAUCCUUGCCUUAUGGGACUGUUUAGCGCGCUUCUAGAGACACUCUCUUUCACUUCCCCGGGCCCCGGGGAUCAGGGCCAUGGGUCUACCGGUCAAUCUGUGGCGGAGGCUCUCAGCUGGGCCACUUUCUCUUUCUCUGCCUCUCUUUUGUUUUCUGUAUUAUUUGAUUUGAUUUGGUUUUUUUUUUAAACCCCAUCUAUGUGGUGUGGGAGGGAUAAUAUUC